GAGGAGAAACUUGUCAAGAAUCCCCGCAGGACAGGUAAAGGAGGGGACACUCAGCAUGGAAAAACUCUGCAGUGAAAAUGAAGGAAAGCCUGAGAACCAAGGCAAGAUGGAAAACAAAGAACAGCCACUGGAUGCGGGAAAGCCAGGGGUAGCUUGUACUAUGGAAGACAAGAAAAAGUUAGAAAACAAGGGACGGACAGAUCACAAGGAAAAGACAGAAGAUGAGAAAAUACUAAAGGAUAAGGAAAAGCCAGAGAGUGAGAUAAAGCCAAAAGAAGGAAAGCUGGAGAGCCAGGGAAAGCCAGUGAGUGAGGGAAAACCGAAAGAAGGAAAACCAGAGAGCGAGGGGAUGCUAGUAAUGGAGGGAAAGCCAGUUAGCGAGGGAAAGCCAAAAGAAGAAGCUCCAGCCAGCGAACCAAGGGCUGCAGGAAAGCGCCCAGCUGGGGAUGAUGUCCCCAGGAAGGCCAAAAGAAAAACCAACAAGGGGCUGGCUCAGUGUCUCAAGGAAUACAAGGAGACCAUACACGAUAUGCAUCUGAGCAAUGAAGAGAUGAUAAGAGAAUUUGAUGAGAUGGCCAGGGUGGAGGAUGAGGUGAAGAAAACCAGACAAAAAUUGGGGGGCUUUAUGUGGAUGCAAAAAAGUUUACAGGACCUCUUCCACCCGAGGGGCCCGCGGGAACUCAGGGGUGGCUGCAGGGCCCCACAAAGGGGCUUUGAAGACAUUCCUUUUGUGUAGUGCCCCUGG
Messenger RNA from Hippopotamus amphibius kiboko, 745 nucleotides. It is a transcript of the gene TCEAL2, whose product is annotated as transcription elongation factor A like 2. Bases 56 to 736 code for a protein of 226 amino acids. NCBI's taxonomy places the organism in Eukaryota, Metazoa, Chordata, Mammalia, Artiodactyla, Hippopotamidae. The record is from RefSeq and is a predicted model, not a curated record. The transcript has 2 exons.